Trematosphaeria pertusa is the source of this 3462-nucleotide messenger RNA. RefSeq lists its product as uncharacterized. Gene Ontology annotation, cellular component: cytosol; cell periphery. The coding region runs from base 222 to 3050 and encodes 942 amino acids. Gene Ontology annotation, biological process: protein K48-linked deubiquitination. Gene Ontology annotation, molecular function: cysteine-type deubiquitinase activity; K48-linked deubiquitinase activity; cysteine-type carboxypeptidase activity. Lineage: Eukaryota; Fungi; Ascomycota; Dothideomycetes; Pleosporales; Trematosphaeriaceae. The record is from RefSeq and is a predicted model, not a curated record. The transcript has a single exon.
CGCCGGGCCGCGUACACUUGGACAAUUGUUCGCCGCCGCAUGCCACAGCUUCUUCCUUACACACGAUACCCCGUCGCCGAUAGCAUUCACUCCUCCCUCGCGACACUCUUCACCGCGCCUUCAAUUCAGCGCCAGUGAGCAGACUGAUACUGAAAGGUGGCUGAAGCUCACACCAGUUCUCCGCACCGCGAGCAGGCUUCCCAACUCCACCACGCUCCACCAUGGUGCUGCGGAAGAACACGCCGCAAGCAACUCUCGUGCCCGCGCCGCUCUCGCAAGCAGCCAACAACCCUCCGUACCCCACAACGCCCGCAGACGAGCACCCGCCGAACCUCCCUUCCACACACGGGCAGCAGGAGCUCUACUCCCCGGACCUUAACACAUCGCCCGCCUUCAACCUAAAACCCGUUGAGGAGGCCCAGAAGCAAGGAGCUGAGGAUGAUGACGCCUCGGAUUACAGCGACGAUGAGUGGGACAAGUCCGACGACGAUGAAACCAGCCCAGCAAGCUUGCCCGAUCCGCUGAAGAUCGGUGGAGGAAAGCCAUUGCCAGCCUCGGCGAAUACGAAUGCGCUUCCGGAUGCACUGAGAGCAGGCCCGCCACCGGGAGUAGCAAUGAAGAGGCCGAUGGAAAUCUCGCCAGAGCCUACGGGCGCGACCUCAUCAUCGUUCGGGGCUAAGAGCAACGCCUCUAGCGGGUCCAUACCACUGCAGACGAACAACCCAUACCUCAAAAUGCAGAACACAGGUCAGAGUAAUUUCGGCGCCGAGAGUAGUGAGCAAGUAUGGGGUGACGCGCCCGCGCAAGCACAGAAAUACAGCGAGCUAGUAGAGCUUCCCUCGUUCCACACGCCUGACACACCCACGAACGACAUGGCGAACCUCAAGCUAGACAGCCAUGUGCCCCCCUUCCAAAGCGCCAAAUCCCCGGAUCAACCUCCUCUUAUUGCCGUCGAGUCAGCUACACCAGAGUCCGCACAUCCGUGGCAGCAUAUUCCCACUCCUGCUCCCGCUCCUGCUCAGGCUCCCGCUGCCGCUCCCGAGUCACAGCAUCACGGCAUGGACGCAUCCUCGCUCGAUGCAUUUGAGAGGACUUUCGGAACGCCAGAAGGCGCCAACGACCGAAACAACUCCCAGCAAACUUGGGAGGAGCAGCAAAAUGGAGAGCAACGCGAACGAGAGCGGCAGCAGAGGGAACAAGCUGCCGCGCAGGAAGCUGCCGAUCGAGAGCGCCAGCACGAAGAAGAGCUCCGCCGCGAGCAGCAAGCAACCAAGUUUACACCCCCGACAUCAUCGCCCUUUGAGGAAGAGCACCCUCCAGCACUACCACCGAGACGGUCCCAAGAACAGCAUCCUCCUCCGAUGCCGCCUCGGCCCAUUGAUACGGGCGUCGGCGCUCCUUCCCACGCUGGCCUAGAGUCUCCUAACACAGUGAUGAACAGGCAACGAAAAGAGACUUAUCAGAUCAAGCAUGUUCGAUGGCACGACGUCAACAAGCACGGUAUCCGGACCUCGCCGAUCCUCACGCAAAACAUCAACGGCCCCUGCCCUCUACUAGCUCUAGUUAAUGCUCUUGUCCUUUCGACUCCUUCAGAUGUUGAGACGGCGCUCGUGGAAACUCUCCGAACACGUGAGCAAGUCAGUCUAGGCUUGCUUCUGGAUGCCGUCUUUGAUGAGCUCAUGUCAGGUCGAAGAGGCGAUGCUGCUCAGGAACUACCGGAUGUCAGUGAGCUGUACAAGUUUCUCCUCGCUCUCCAUUCUGGCUUGAACGUCAAUCCAAUGUUCGUGCAAGAUCCGGAGGCGACGGAUGGUACUUCGGCGCAUUUCACCUCCCUUGGAGCGCGACCUGGCGGAUUCGAGAAUACUCGCGACAUGCGGCUGUACCGGACAUUCAACGUUCCCCUGAUGCACGGAUGGCUUCCUGAGCCAGGCUCUGAAGCUUACCUGGCGUUCGAACGGAUCGCAAAAACAUAUGAGACAUCUCAGUAUGUGCAAUUCCAGGAAGAAGAACUGGACGCCAAGCUGCAAUCUGGCGCAGCUCUAAACGAGGAUGAACAGCAAAUGUUCACCGAUAUCCAUGCUAUCAAAGAAUUUCUAAACCGGUGGCCUACGCAGCUCACUACGCACGGCCUCAGGACAAUGCGAGAGAGCCUCCGACCUGGUCAGGUCGCGAUCCUGUUCCGGAACGAUCACUUCUCGACAUUAUACAAGGAUCCCAGAACGGACCACCUAGUGACUUUAGUCACGGACCAUGGCUAUUCCACUCAUGACGAGAUUGUAUGGGAAUCCCUUGUAGACGUUAAUGGUCAGGGAAGCGAACUCUUCUCCGGUGACUUCCGUCCCAUCGGCAACAACAGCACCCCGCAACGGCCCCAGAACCAGCAGCCAGUCCAGAGUCUUCUCGACGUUGAUGAUAGCCAGGGCUGGACUACUAUGCAAUCACGCCGCAGUAACCAACAGCAUUCCCCAUCAUCCAACCUGAGCCCCUCCCAGAAUACCGCUCCUCUUUCGCCCAGCUCCGAUGUCAGCAGGUCAGAGCAGGAAGACCAUGAUCUAGCAUUAGCACUCCAGCUUCAAGAGGAAGAAGAAGAUCGACACCGACGUUCACUCGAGGAACGCCGCCGUCGCGAGAACCAGCUGUCAGAAGACGCUAUUGCAGCCCAGACAGCUUCACGGCCUGGAAAUAGGCGCACACCUCUUCCAGGCGAACCUCGGCCGAUGAUUCCGCCGCGAAGGAAUAACCAGCAAACACACAGGCCCAGCAACGAGCCCGCGCCGCCUCCCACCUACGAGGAAGCAGCUACAAACCCACCGUACCAUCCUCCGCACGGACAUCCCGCGAACCCUUCCGCACCAGUCCGCCCUCCAGGCAGCGCCUACCAGACAAACACCCAAGGCAUGCCGCCAGGUCAAGUUCCUCAGGGACGGAGAAAUUCGCGACCUAUGAUGGGAAUGCAGAACCCAAUGCAAGGCCGACCUGGCAGGAGGCAGAGCGCAGGCGUGGUGGGACCGAACGGAUCUGAAGAUCGAGACAAGUGCGUGGUCAUGUAGACACGCAACGUAUUGCACACGCUUGUACGCUAAUGGAUUUCGGCGUUCUAGGAUUUGUGACUCUUGCCUGGUGGGCUGACGCCUCGGAUAUACCCAACUCUUCGUCGCGUUUUAGCUCGUAUGUCAGGAUUUUGCAUGGUUUCGGCGUUGGACGCUAGAAGACUCCAGCAUAAGGAGCCCUGAAUUGUUUUCUUUCACAUCGCACAGUGCGGUUUCAUAGCUGUACAGAAUACAUUAACAUACCCCUUUUGAAUGGUGGACCCAGAGGAGGUGUUGGUCCUGCAUUGGCCCUUCGACAUCCUUGCUGCAAGUAUUAUUAGGCACGUAUCAUUUGGUUGUGCAGGAUGAUCUGUAGGCGAUUCGAUGACCUACCCGCCCUAAUGUGCAUGGAUGGGCCAGAAGUGGCUUAUAG